Molecule: messenger RNA, 2631 nt
Organism: Solenopsis invicta (red fire ant)
Lineage: Eukaryota; Metazoa; Arthropoda; Insecta; Hymenoptera; Formicidae
Product: protein arginine N-methyltransferase 9
Exons: 7
Coding region: 260-2545 (761 amino acids)
Biological process (GO): peptidyl-arginine methylation
Molecular function (GO): protein-arginine omega-N monomethyltransferase activity; protein binding
Source: RefSeq, a predicted model, not a curated record
CUCUCUUCUUCUCGGUGCGACAUAUUUUUUAGAAAGUUGACGACUUUUUCCUCGUGAUACAAAUCGAAGUAAACAAUUGUUAAGUUAAUUUCGUAUUUGAUGUGUAGUACAUGUGUUGUAUAUGUAAUACUGAUAAUUAAAAUUAUCCACACGAUUGUUCUCCCUAUGUGAUAUCACUCAAUUGAAAGUUUUUCAAAGUCAAAGUGAUUGCGAUAAAAUUAGCGCGAAAAAGGUAAAGAGAAAAUUUAAUCGAUGCAAAAUGCAAGCAGAAGUAAAUAGGAUACUGGAAGAGUCGUUGCAAAAAGCCAGAGAAUACGAUAGGAUUGGAAAUGUUGGACAAGCCUUUGGAUAUUAUAUUAUUUUCGCGGGACUAUCUGCAAGGAGAUCUGAAAUUGAAGAAACAUUUACAGACGUGCUGUGCGAAUAUGGAAUGCAGUUAGCAAAAGACAACAAACUUUCAGAUAUUGUAAAUUGCUACAAAUUUUCUUUGGGUAUCUAUCCAAACAAUCCUCGUAUGCUGAAUAAUUUUGCAGCACACUUGUUAAGGAAUAACGAUCCCAUAAGGGCAAUAGAAUAUUUAAAAAGAGCUUUGAAAGUUGAUGUUAACUUUCUACCAGCAGAGCGAAACUUGCAAAAUGCGUAUAGUAUGGCGGUGGAUAGGUGGCAUUUUACAAUGCUCAAUGACAAACGGAGAAACAAUGCUUUUGAACAAGCCAUACGUAAGAGAAUCAAUCAGGGUUACGAUACAGUGUUGGAUGUUGGGACUGGUACAGGUCUUUUGAGUCUGUAUGCAAAAGAUGCUGGAGCCACAAAAGUAUACGCAUGUGAAUGUUCUGAAGCAAUGACACUGAUUGCAAAAGAAGUAUUUGAAUCUAACAAUGCGACUGACAUAAAAUUAAUACCAAAACUGUCAUUUGAUCUUAAAGUACCUGCAGAUAUUCCAGAAAGAGUAAAGUUAAUAGUGACUGAAACAUUUGACGCUGGCUUGUUUGGAGAGCUUGUAAUACCAUCUAUGAUUAAUGUGCACAUGAACAUUUUAGAUUUAAAUGGCAUGAUAAUACCUAUGGCAGCAACGGUUUACACAGCAGCCAUUGAAUGUGAAUAUAUCAGAUAUAGAUCAUCAGUGGUUUUUGAUAAAAUAAAAAAUUACUGUCCCUUAAACUUUGACAAUGUGUCUAUAUUGUCAGAUGACGAAUAUUAUGAUACAGAAAACCUGGAGAAAGUUCAAAUUAAUUAUAUCACAGAGCCGCAAGUGCUCUUUAAUGUGAAUUUUAACGUUUUAUUAGAAUUAUACGAAUUCUGCAAGGAUGGGAUAAAGCAAACGUUACAAGCAAAAUGUAAAUACAAUGGUAUUAUAGAUGGUUUAGUCACUUGGUUCAAGUUGCAUCUUGAUGAGAAGAUUACGCUGGAUUCCUCAGAUGGAAAGUCUUGUUGGCAAUUCGCUAUUUUUCCGACGAUACCGACGGAAUGUAGCAAAGAUGAUGUAUUGACGAUAAAAGCAGAAACCUUGAAGGGCAAACUGAAAUGUUCUUAUAGUGCGAGUAAUGCACGAUACAGCGAAAAUCAUACAACUUUACAUCAUUUGUCAAAAGAAGUCAUUACUUUUCUAAAUGACUUCGAUUAUGUUAAAUUGCUCAUGGAAAUUGGUAGAACUCAAGAGAAUAGAAAAAUAAAGUAUAUUUUGGAUACUUCGCCUUUUCCGAUCUACGGGUUAACUCUUUUAAAAGAAUGCAAAUAUAGCGAAAUUUUAUAUUACAAAACUGAUAAUCCAGCGCUACGUGUUCUGAUUGAACAAAUAGCACGUGAUAGUGGGCUACAAGGGAAAGUGCAUAUGAUAUCUAAUUAUGAGGAAAUUCUAUUUUCUCUAGAUUCUAUAUUUAUUCAUAAUUUUGAUAUUAAAGGUGAAUUGAAAGAUGAUCAAGAUAGCUGUUAUGAAAUUUCUAGGAAUUUACUUAAAACAAAUGGUGUGUUGUUGCCGGAAAAGAUUUUCCUUAUGGGACAAUUAGUAUACUCCGAAGAUUUGCCAAAUAUGGUUUAUGUAAAAGAUGCAAAUCUCCAGAAAUUACCUUGUUCAUUCAGUACUUCUAUUACGAGUCUGAAAGAUAGCAAAGAUGAUCUACAUAUGUGGCAUGAUAUAGCUAAUAAAAUGAAUAAAAGUAGAAAUUAUAUAAUUGCUGAAUAUAUUAAUAAAUUUAAGAUCAAUCAAAUAUUUGAUUUGAAUUCGAGUUUAUAUUCAUGUGAAAUUAUGUCUGAGGCACAAAAAUUGGUAGAAAUAAAUGAAACAGAGACUACCGAAACAAUUGUGAAUUUUGGAGAAAUAAAUAAUAAAGAAGGGGAAACUUUACCAAAUGCCUUAAUAUGUUGGUACAAGAUUCAGCUUGGUCCAUAUCAUGUACACGAUACAAAAAAGAAUGAUUCUUUCAUGAAUCAUACUGCAAUCGUUCUCGAAGAUGAACUACGAGACGUUAUUCUGAGAGACGGGGAAGUAAAAAUAAAAAUCCACCAAAUGAAAGGUUUAGUGAAAAUUACAGUACUAAAUUUAUAAAAAUUUAUAAGAGUAAAAUUUUACAAUUUUGUACAAUUUCUUAUGGAAAAUACAAUUUUUACAAUGUAAUAUCUUUUUUACUACAA